CCCUUCAGUCUUGCACAGGUGUACCGUCUCCUCCCCUUCAGUCUUGCACAAGUGUACCGGCUCCUCCCCUUCAGUCUUGCACAGGUGUACCGGCUCCUCCCCUUCAGUCUUGCACAGGUGUACCGUCUCCUCCCCUUCAGUCUUGCACAAGUGUACCGGCUCCUCCCCUUCAGUCUUGCACAGGCUCCUCCCCUUCAGUCUUGCACAGGUGUACCGUCUCCUCCCCUUCAGUCUUGCACAGGUGUACCAGCUCCUCCCCUUCAGUCUUGCACAGGUGUAUCGGCUCCUCCCCUUCAGUCUUGCACAGGUGUAUCGACUCCUCCCCUUCAGUCUUGCACAGGUGUACCAGCUCCUCCCCUCCAGUGUACUGGCUCCUCCCCUUCAGUCUUGCACAAGUGUACUUGC
Molecule: messenger RNA, 405 nt
Organism: Staurois parvus
Lineage: Eukaryota; Metazoa; Chordata; Amphibia; Anura; Ranidae
Source: the annotation of a GenBank genome assembly